UGAACGUCACAACCGUCACAACUUGCAGAGCGCUAGCGACCGGGCGCGCGCCACACUUCCUCAUUCGACAGAAUCACAGAGUGAAAAAAGGAGCGAGGAGGAAAAAAAGGAGCAACUUUCGUCGAGCUGCGGUGAAAAAGAGCCAACGCUGAGUGUGCAGGACGAGAACAGGAGCUCCUGGCACUCAUCACCAUGGCUCCUUUCUUAAGGAUUGCCUUUAACUCGUACGACUUGGGUGUCUUACCUCCACCAAGUGACCCACCCUUCUGUGCCAUUAAGUUGAAGGAAGCUUUAAGAACAGAACGAGGUAAAACACUGGUUCAGAGGAAACCAACCAUGUACCCGGCCUGGAAGGCAUGUUUUGAUGCACACAUCUAUGAGGGUCGUGUGCUCGAGGUGCUGCUGAUGAAGACGGCAGAGGAGCCACUGGCCGAGGUCAGUGUGGGCGUGUCUGUCCUUGCUGAGCGCUGCAAGAAAGCUAACGGACGUGCUGAAUUCUGGGUGGAUCUCCAUCCUUCAGGGAAAGUGAUGAUGGCUGUGCAGUAUUUUCUGGAGGGUGUGGAUACAGAGAUUAGGAAUCCUGCGAAGGAGGAAGAGGUUCCUACCAUAAACCGUAGGCGAGGAGCCAUCAAGCAGGCAAAGAUCCACUUCAUAAAGAACCACGAGUUCAUUGCCACAUUCUUCAGGCAACCGACUUUCUGCUCUGUGUGCAGAGAGUUUGUCUGGGGACUCAACAAGCAAGGCUAUAAAUGCCGACAAUGCAACGCAGCCAUCCAUAAGAAAUGCAUAGACAAAAUCAUAGGCAGAUGUACUGGUACCGCUGCCAACAGUCGGGAUACGAUGUUCCAAAAAGAGCGGUUUAAAAUCGACAUGCCCCAUCGUUUCAAGACCAACAACUACAUGAGUCCCACCUUCUGCGACCACUGUGGGAGUCUGCUGUGGGGUCUCGUCAAGCAAGGCCUGAAGUGUGCAGAUUGUGCCAUGAACGUUCACCACAAAUGUCAAGAUAAAGUCGCUAACCUUUGUGGCAUCAAUCAGAAACUACUCGCUGAAGCACUAACACAAGUCAGUCAGAAAUCCUCCACCCGUCGCUCCGACCCUAGCCUCUCUAACCUCCCUAACUUGUCUGAUAUUGGAAUAUACGAUGAAGUGAAUAAACUGGCUGGACUUGACAUCACCGAUGGUUCUCCCUACGGCCAACUGUGGGAAGGCUCCACCCCUCGACCACAGUCUCGUCUCACCCACCUGACCCGUAUCAACGUGGACCACUUCAUCUUCCAUAAGGUGUUAGGAAAAGGCAGCUUUGGGAAGGUCCUCCUGGCAGAGCUGAAGGGUCAUGGAGAGUAUUUUGCCAUAAAAGCUCUAAAGAAAGAUGUUGUGCUGAUGGAUGAUGAUGUAGAGUGCACUAUGAUAGAGAAGAGAGUCUUGGCUUUGGCCUGGGACAACCCCUUCCUCACCCAUCUUUACUCCACUUUCCAGACAAAGGAGCACCUGUUCUUUGUGAUGGAGUAUCUGAAUGGAGGUGAUUUGAUGUUUCAUAUUCAGGAGAAAGGACGCUUUGAGCUUUACAGAUCCACGUUCUACUCCGCUGAGAUCAUUUGUGGUCUUCAGUUCUUGCAUUCCAAAGGCAUCAUCUACAGAGACCUGAAGCUAGACAAUGUGAUGCUGGAUUAUGAGGGGCACAUAAAGAUAGCUGACUUUGGUAUGUGCAAGGAGAAUGUGUUUGGAGAGAAUCGCGCCACAACUUUCUGUGGUACCCCUGACUACAUUGCUCCAGAGAUCCUGCUCGGACAGAAAUACUCCUUCUCAGUGGACUGGUGGUCGUUUGGGGUCUUGUUGUAUGAGAUGCUGGUCGGACAGUCGCCUUUUCACGGCGAUGACGAGGAUGAGUUGUUUGAGUCCAUUCGAAUGGACACUCCUCAUUAUCCCCGCUGGAUCAACAAAGAUACUAAGGACUUGCUUGAGCGGCUGUUUGAGAGAGACCCCACACAGAGGCUAGGAGUAGUGGGUAAUAUCCAAUCACACGACUUCUUUAAGGUCAUUAACUGGGAAGCCCUGGAGAGGAGGGAGAUUGAACCACCCUUCAAACCCAAAGUGAAAGCACCAAAUGACUGCAGCAACUUUGAUCGGGAGUUCCUCAGUGAGAAGCCGCGGCUUUCCCACAGCGACAAGAACUUCAUAGAUUCCAUGGACCAGUCUGCGUUUGCUGGUUUCUCCUUCAUAAACCCCAAGAUGGAGCAGCUUUUAGAAAAGUGAUUAUUUAACAACUCAGGAGACUCUCCUGUUGUUCAUGGAACGGUUCACUUUACUCACAAACGAGAUGCUCUUGAGUCAGUAUUUAUGUAUGUUUGUUUUCUUUUGGAGCAUAAGCUUUUCACCUGUGGUACACAUAGAAACUGGUCGUCGUACUGUAUAUAUGGAUGCUGUACUGGUGGGCAUGCUUAUUAAUGUACCAGGCGUUAAAAGCCUGUGUGAGUAACAAUAUAAUGAUAGGAAGCUGAAAAUCCUUACAGGUCACAUGACAUCACCACUUCCAUCUGCACGCAUUUUUCUUUUUGACAUGCAGCUCAAUCAAGCUGGGGAUGGAUCGUUAUGAAGGGGAAAGCGUAAACCAUACGUAUAUUUACAUCAAAUCUAGAUGAAGUGUGUAGAUGAGGUGACUGCAUGUAUAUGACACGAAACAACUUUAAAAUAUAGAGGAAUUUAGAAUCUUGUGCUUAGCUUGAUAAAUUAACGGAACAGUGUUACGAUCAAAUCUAAAUACCAGCAGCUGCACUCUGCUGUAUAGACAGACCCUACAGAGUUCGUGCUAGUUACAUGACUGGGUCAUCAUUAAAUGAUGUAUAGAUGUAUAUUGUUGUACGUGUAUAUUGGUUCACUAAGAUGUACUUUUUAAAAAUCAUCUCCAUAUUUUUCAUCUGAUUAAAGAAACCCAUCAACUCUCAA
This is a messenger RNA of Nothobranchius furzeri (turquoise killifish), 2946 nucleotides long. RefSeq names its product protein kinase C, delta a (gene prkcda). Gene Ontology annotation, molecular function: ATP binding; diacylglycerol-dependent serine/threonine kinase activity. NCBI's taxonomy places the organism in Eukaryota, Metazoa, Chordata, Actinopteri, Cyprinodontiformes, Nothobranchiidae. Gene Ontology annotation, biological process: intracellular signal transduction; peptidyl-serine phosphorylation. The record is from RefSeq and is a predicted model, not a curated record.